Molecule: messenger RNA, 3432 nt
Organism: Pecten maximus
Lineage: Eukaryota; Metazoa; Mollusca; Bivalvia; Pectinida; Pectinidae
Product: dnaJ homolog subfamily B member 4-like
Exons: 2
Coding region: 109-1155 (348 amino acids)
Biological process (GO): negative regulation of transcription by RNA polymerase II
Cellular component (GO): cytosol
Molecular function (GO): protein-folding chaperone binding
Source: RefSeq, a predicted model, not a curated record
CCGAGAACGGAAGUUGCCAUAUUUAAGUGAAACGUCAGCCAGAGUAGGUCAGUUGGGAAUCGUAACAGGUUUGAGCACAUAGUUCCUGCAGUGUUUUGACUCCACAAGAUGGGGAAGGACUUUUACAAAAUUUUGGGUGUAUCCAAAGGAGCAUCUGACGAUGAAAUUAAAAAGGGAUAUAGGAAAAUGGCGCUGAAAUAUCACCCCGACAAAAACAAAUCACCUGGGGCUGAGGAAAAAUUCAAGGAGAUUGCCGAGGCAUAUGAUGUACUUAGCGACAAGAAGAAAAAGGAGAUAUACGAUAAGUUUGGUGAGGAAGGUCUGAGGAAUGGUGGUCCCUCAGGGGGCGGUGGCCACAGUGGCCCGGGAACAUAUAGCUACUCUUUCCAGGGAAACCCUCACGAAACCUUCCGGAUGUUUUUUGGAACUGACAAUCCAUUUGAUAAUUUUUUCCAUCCUGGGUUUAGUUCGGGUAUGGGCGGGUCCCGCCAGUACCAGUUUGGACAUCCAGGCCAGGAGGAUAUGGACAUUGAUGAGGAUCCUUUUGGUUUUGGUGGUCAAGGGAUGCACGGACAUCAUAUGGGUCCGAACGUUCGGGGAAGGAAACGUCAGGAUCCACCAGUUGUCAAGGAUCUUCAUGUGUCCCUGGAAGAUAUCCAUAGAGGAACCACUAAAAAACUAAAAAUUACAAGGAGAGUUUUAAAUCCGGACGGUAAAACAACAAGAAUAGAGGACAAAAUAUUAACAAUCGAUGUAAAACCAGGUUGGAAGGCGGGUACUAAGAUCACUUUCCCAAAGGAAGGUGACCAGUCCCCAAAUAGUGUGCCAGCAGAUGUUGUUUUUGUGAUAAAAGACAAACCACACUCGCAGUUUUCAAGGGAUGGAAGUGAUAUUUCAUACAAAGCAAAGAUACCACUACGAGAUUCUCUAUGUGGCACAACAGUUCAAGUACCUACAAUUGAUGGAAGGAAAAUACCUCUUAGAUUAACGGAUGUAGUAAAACCGAACAGUGUAAAGCGUAUACAGGGUGAAGGGCUACCUCUGCCAAAACAGCCCAACAAGCGUGGGGACCUGAUAGUACAAUUUGAUGUGACAUUUCCCAACCACAUAUCUUCUACAGCCAAGGAAAUUCUAUCAGACUGUCUGCCCAGGUGAUAUGUAGGGCAGUAUGACAGUUGUGUGUAACUCUAUAGCAUUUGUGUGAUUACUUGGUACACCUGUAGACAAGGCCCAAGUUUAUGUUUGUACUUUCGGUGUGUAUGACUUCAUCAAAGUGCAAAAUUUUUUGUUGUGGCAUUAAAUGUUUACUAAAAUAUACGUUAAUUUUUCUAUGAAGCAAUGCUAACAUGUCUGAUUUAGCUUCUGACACAACCACAUGCACACCUGUAACUCCAGAAUAACCAGACAGUAUGUUAUAGUACUGUUUGUAUGUACGUAGCUGUGUACUGUCAAAGCCAGUAAUGCGUGAAUUGCAAUUGGAGCGGAACAUGAGUACCUCCUAUUAUGCGACUGUUAUUAUGAGUCUACAAAGGAGUGAUUAAAAUAACAAGCUUUAUCAUUGUAAAUGAUCAUCAUAUUUGAGGUAAGCUUUGGAGUAUUAUAGUAGUUAUGUGUAUUUAUAAAGGCUUUGAUUGUGAAUUCCAGAGCUUGAGAGGCGAGUCACAGUCAUGCAAAUACUGUGGAAGUUUAAAACUUGAAUUUCAACUUGACCUUUAUUGUGAUAGAGGAAAGUGGAUAUAAAGGUGUGUCACUUGACAAAAUUGUCAGUAAUCCGUCACCCACUAAGUAUGUUUGUGUGUGAAUUGACACACCCUGUAUUUACGUGUACAUGUUAAAAAAAGUUAAAGAAUUUGUUUAUAUUAAGUUAUUAAAUCUUAUAUCUAGUCUUAUUUAAUAUUUUGUAUUUUCUUAAUGUGAAAUGAAAAUGCACUUUAGAGAAUGAUUAUUUUAUAGUUGCCGUUAUUUAGUUCAAAUUUAAGUUGUGUAAAUUUGAAAAUAUUGAUAUUAUUAAUAUCAAGUUAUCUAAUGUAGACCUAGACACAUUUUGAAAUGAUUACAAAUGCUUAUAUUGUCAAUUUGGUGUAAAUUGUUGAAUAUCUGAUACUGAAAAUAAAAGGAAAGCAAAACAUUUUUAGAUGAUAUACAGAAUAAUUUGGUUCGUGCAUAUAUGACAAAGUAACAUUUUCAUGAUCAUUCUUUGAUAGCAAGACAAAAUAUAAAUACUGCUGAAUGUGAUAUAAUCUUAUAAACAAAAGUAAAAUUUUACUGGUCAUGAUGUUUAUUUUAUGAAAUAAUCUGGUUUCAUGGCAGCAAUUUAUAAACAUACAUAUAUAAACAUUUGUUCUAUCGUUUAGACAGUAGAAAUCUGAAUGUUAAGUUCUGGAUAUUGAUAAAGCAAUUUUCAUUGUUUUCUAAAAUUAUGAGAUUUUGCAUAUUUUUAUUCAUAAUGUCUCAUGAUCAGUAUAGUCGGAGAUAGAAAAUCUUUUUUAGUGUUAUAGCUGGGGAUUUCUUUGCUGUCUUACACACAUAUUCAUAUAUGUGUGUGUCUAUUACUGAAACAGUAAAACUUACUAGUUGAGCUCAAAGGAACAUUAUUACAAGUUACUUUGUUACAGGUUUACCACCUACACGACUAGGAUUAAACCUAGCUCCAUAACUCCUACCUAAAUCUACAAGUUAUGAAGCUAGGUUUAUGUAGGACUACCGGUGGUAAUUAUCAGCUGAUCCGUGAGAUAGGACUCUAUAAAUACAGUAGCUGAAGGCCUCACUAGACAAAUGUGUAACUGCCAGAACUAUUUUUCACUCAUUCUGUGUGAUAUGUCCGUAUCUCACUGGAUAGCUGUGAUGUGCCUGGGGUACUGGAGCAGGGCCAGUGUGUGUCUUACAUUCGGAACACUUCAUUUGUUGAGGUGCUCCCAGUGUGUGCCUGGAAGGAGGUUUCAUAAUCUGCUGGCAUCCUUUAAAACAUGGCAUAGUCCCCCAAGGAGGCUAUAUUGAUACCACCUAUCAUAUGUACAACUUGUAAAUGUUUGACAUUUGAUAUUAUAUAUUUGUCUGAUCCAAGUUUGUACCCAAUUAUAAUUAUAUACAUGUAGAUAAAACAAUAAGACUUGGACAGAUGAGGAAUUUGAGGCAAUAUUUUGGAUGACCAGGCCAUGUGUUAGAGGUUGCUGUCUGAUUCACCAUCACUCUAUCUGUAGAAUGUACGACUAGGCAGACUAGCAGCCAAUCCUAGUCAUAUUAUAUUUUGCUGAUUUUUUUCUGUCUACUCCUUUAUGUAUAUAAGAUAUGAAAGAAGUUGUUGAUGCUGUAAUUUGCGAGUGAUCUAGAGUGAAAGUUUGGUGAAAGAUAGAGUGAUUGGAUAAAGAGAGUUGAUAUAAAUGUGUAUGGCAACAAUUCCUUUCGUUAAAUAAAGAGGCUUGUUAUGUCUUA